Molecule: messenger RNA, 1469 nt
Organism: Labeo rohita (rohu)
Lineage: Eukaryota; Metazoa; Chordata; Actinopteri; Cypriniformes; Cyprinidae
Product: GTPase IMAP family member 7-like
Exons: 2
Coding region: 75-1028 (317 amino acids)
Molecular function (GO): GTP binding
Source: RefSeq, a predicted model, not a curated record
GAACAGUUUAAUCGGUGCAACACACCUUCACUUUCACAGAUUACAGAGCAUAACUUUACAAAGGAGCAAGAAUAAUGGGAGCUAAUGAUUCUAAACCUGAUAGAAGAAUUGUCCUUUUUGGGAAAACCGGAGAUGGCAAAAGCAGCACUGGGAACACAAUCCUUAGACUGCAAUUUUUCCAGACUAAAUCUUCACCAACAUCUGUGACUGGAGACUGUGUAAGCGGGUAUGGGAUUGUUAAUGGAAGAAAAAUCACCAUUAUUGACACACCAGGAAUAUUUGACACAGUUGUUGAUGAUGAGGCCAUCAGAUCUGAAAUCACUAAAUCAAUUACUGAAAUUGUUCCAAGUCCUGACAUGUUUAUAAUGACUCUAAAGGUCGGCAGGUACACAGAACAAGAAAUAAAGGUAGUAGAUAAGAUGCUUUCAUAUAUAAAACAGUGUGAAGAGAAUAUCCUCAAACAUAUAGCAAUUUUAUUCACUCAUGGUGAAGAUCUUGAGGGUCAAACUAUUGAAGAAUUUGUGAAGAAGAGUCCAAAACUGCAGGAGCUUGUUGAUAAAUGUGGAGGUCACUGUUAUGUCAUCGACAAUAAACACUGGAAAAGGCGUUGGUGGGGAUACAGAAGUAACAGAGUUCAGGUGAAUAAACUGCUGGAUACUAUAGACCAGAUUGAACAAGAGAACGGUGGCUACAGCAAUGAGCUGCUCCAGAUAGUGGAGGAAGAGAUUCAAGAAGAGAUGAUAAAAAUAGAAAAUGAAAAUUUGUCUCUGGAAGAAAGACACGAGAGAGCAAAGAAGACUGUUUAUAAAAAACUUCUCUUUAAGCUUGCAGGAGUGUCCAUUGGGACACUGAUUGGGGCUUUUCUGGGCAUCAGUGUCGCUGUGGCAGCUGUUGUAAUUUUACUGAAAGACAAAAAUAUUAUAACAGUGGCAAAAGAUGCAUACUGGUUCAUGUAUCGCUGCAGGUGUUGUUUUUGGAUCUGCAGCUCUUGUAGGAGCUGUUGGAGGAGGAAUCACUGGAUGGAAUGAAGCAGAAGAAGCUGAUUCAGUGCUUGAUGCAAUGACGAAGACAGCAAAGACCAAACUUUGAGGCUGCAAAAUCAUUUGUUAAAAUGGCAGACAACCUCUAGUGUUUAAUGCUACAAAAAUAUUUUUUAUAGAAUAACAUUUCACUUUCUUUAAAAUUAUCUUAAAUAUGUGCAUUCGUGUGGGGGAAUGUUAUUCACAGGAGUCUCUCUCAUUUAACAACACAUUUUGUCUUCUCCAAGAUACCUUGAAUGUAAAUGUAUUUGCAUUAUUACUCAAAUCAGCAGUGUAUGUGGUUCAAUGAGCAGAGUGAAUAUCAAGGCAAAUAGACCCAGAGGGAAGGAAGUGAAACCAGGCAGUAGAUAGCUAAUGUGAAACUUUUUUUAUUUACAAAUUUUAUUUUAAUUUUUUUUAUAACAAUUUUAUUUUAUUUUGUUUUAUUGC